Messenger RNA from Camarhynchus parvulus, 3236 nucleotides. Its product is annotated as neuronal-glial cell adhesion molecule-like. NCBI's taxonomy places the organism in Eukaryota, Metazoa, Chordata, Aves, Passeriformes, Thraupidae. Gene Ontology annotation, molecular function: cell-cell adhesion mediator activity. Gene Ontology annotation, biological process: brain development; cell-cell adhesion. The record is from RefSeq and is a predicted model, not a curated record.
CUGGGGUCCCAGCUGCUGCCCCCAGUCCAGCAGCCCCCUGAGCUGACGGGAGGCGCGUCUGAGCAGCUCGUGGUGUUCCCCAGCGACGACGCUGUGCUCAAGUGCGCGGCCAGCGGCAACCCGCCCGUGCAGUUCCGCUGGGACGGUAAUGGCCGCCUCCCUUCCCGGCCCCUCGUCCUGUCCCCGGCGGAGCUCGUGGGGUCUCGUAUGUCCCCGGGGGGCACCUUGGUCAUCAACGCCAGCCUGGCCGGGCGCCUGCAGGGGCCGGGUUCCGGCCAAGGGCCACCCAACGCUGCUGGGGACAGCGCUAAGUCACCCGAGAGCAGGGUCAUCGCUGAGACCCCGCCGCAGUGGCCCAAGGAGAAGGUGACGCCGGUGCAGGUGGAGGAGGGGGACCCCGUGGUGCUGCCCUGCGAGCCCCCCCCGAGCGCCGUGCCCCCCCGGAUCUACUGGCUCAACAGCCGGAUCGUGCACAUCGCGCAGGACGCGCGGGUGAGCAUGGGCCAGGACGGGUUCCUGUACUUUGCCAAUGCCCAGGUCGGGGACAGCCACCCCGAUUACAUCUGCCACGCCCAUUACCUGGGGCCCCGAACCAUCAUCCAGAAGGAGCCGCUGGUCCUGCGCGUCACCCCCAGUAACUCGGUGAAGUCGCGGCCGCCCCGCCUGGUGGUCCCCAGGGACCCCCAACCCACCCACGUGGCCCUGAGGGGGGAGACCCUGGUGCUGGAGUGCAUCGCCGAGGGGCUCCCCACGCCCUGGGUGUGGUGGCGCCGGCUGAACGCGCCGCUGCCGCCGGGCCGGGCCGUGCUGGACAACUUCAACCACACGCUGCGGCUGCUCAACGUCAGCGAGGCCGACGACGGCGACUACGAGUGCGCGGCCACCAACGGGCUGGGCACGGCCAGGAGGAGCCACCGCGUCACCGUGCAGGCCGCCCCGUACUGGCUGCGGCGGCCGCAGAGCGGGGUGUUCGGCCCGGGCGAGACGGCGCGCCUGGACUGCCAGGUGGGCGGCAAACCCCGACCCCGCGUCAGCUGGAGCCUCAACGGGGUCCCCAUCGACGAGCUGCCUGACCCGGGCCGCCGCACUCUCCGGGACGGGACCCCCAAAAAUCCUGCUCAGGACCCCCGGAAGUGUGCCAAGGACCCCAAAAACCUGCCCAGGACCCCAGAAGUUGCUCAGGGCCCCAAGAAUUUGCUCAGGACCCCCAAAACCUGCUCAGGACCCCCAGAAUUUGCUCAGGACUCCAAACCUGCUCAGACCCCCCAGAAGUUGGCUGAGCCGCUGGGAGCCGCCCUGCAGGGCGAUGGCGCCAUCAACGUCAAGCCACGGCUCCGUCACCUGGGCGCGACGCAAGCCGGAAGAGCAUCACGUGCAACGGCACAGCAACUGCUUAGCCGUCAGCGCCCCGACUGGGCGUCGCAGCUGGCGUUUGUCCCCGUGACGUGGCUGCACUGGUUCCCUGUGUCCGCCGUCAACGCUACGGAGGCGAAGCCCAGCGCCAGCCUAGCCACUGUCCAGCAAUCGCCGCUGCCCCGGGAAACUGGAACGCCCCUGAGCUCCAGUGCACCUGGUGUGCAGUGGCGGCGCUGGCCGGGUUUGGGGCCGCUGGGCCGAGGUGGCCACGCGGGAGCUUAUGAAUAUACUGAUGGCCUGGUGGUGGACCCCACCAAAUUUCAGCGCCACGAGCCGAGCCUGAGCAGGGCCUCAAGCGACCCAAGGGGACACCUGAGGGGCUACCGGGUGCUGUACUGGCGGGACGGGUGGGUGGGGGAGCACCCCGGCCCCCCGGGAGCCCCUGAGCCCCUCCAGCCGGGGGCGCUGGACGGUGCCGGGCGAGGCCGGGGGCCCCUGCUGGGGCUGCAGCCCUGGAGCUGCCACCGGCUGCAGGUGCUCGUGUUCAACGGGAGGGGCGGCGGACCCCCAGCCGGGAUCCGCUUCCACACCCCGAGGGGGGGUGUGAGCGCCUCUGACCCCAAAAGUGCCCCCCCAGUGCUGCCGGUGCUGGGCACGGUCGGGUUUGGGGAGGUGGGCGAGGAUUUCACGGAGCUGCGCUGGACCCUGGCCCAGCCGCAGGCCAACAUCGAGUUCGAGGUCGAGUACAUGAGCAAAACCACGGAGGAGCCCUGGCGCUCCUCGGGCCGGGCCAACUCCUCCCUGGGCCGGUACCGGCUCGGGGACCUCCGGCCCGGGACCUCGUACCGGGUGCAGUUCGUGGGCAGGAACCACUCGGGGGAGCGCGUGGCGUUCUGGGAGAGCGAGGUGCACACCAACGGCACCUUGCUGCCGCGCCCCGCGGGCGGUUUCGCCACCGAGGGCUGGUUCAUCGGCUUCGUGAGCGCCGCGGUGCUGCUGCUGCUGCUGCUCCUCAUCCUCUGCUUCAUCAAGCGCAGCAAGGGGGGCAAGUAUUCGGUGAAGGACAAGGAGGACACGCAGGUGGACUCGGAGGCGCGGCCCAUGAAGGACGAGACCUUCGGGGAGUACCGGUCCCUGGAGAGCGACGGCGAGGAGAAGGCCUCGGGCAGCUCGGGGCGCUCUCUGGGCGCGGCGGGCGCGGCGCUGGGCAGCGAUGACAGCCUGGCCGGCUACGGCGGCAGCGCCGACGUGCAGUUCAACGAGGACGGCUCCUUCAUCGGGCAGUACAGCGGCGCCCGCGGCACGGCCGCCGGCAGCUCCGGCCCCGCCAGCCCCUCGGCCGCCGCCCCCCUCGACUGAGGGACCCCCGCCCCGGGGGGGGCACUGGGGGCGUCACCACAGCCACGGGGGCGUGCUGAGCGUGGGGCGGGGCCACCGUGGUGCUGGGGACAUCCCUGGGUCAUGGGGGGACACCCCAGUGGUGGUGGGGACCCCCCAGUGUCACAGUGGGACCCCCAUCCAAUGGGACCCCCAAUGUCACAAUGGGACCCCUCACCAGCACUGGGGACCCCCCCCAUGACAUAGCAGGACCCCCAUGACCCUGGGGACCCCCAUGUGUCACUGGGACCCCCCCUCCAUGGCCCUGGGACACCCCCCAAACCCAAGGGGGACCCCCAGACCCCCCCACAUUUAAGGGCCCCCUCCCCUCCCAUUUAAGGGCCCCCCCACCCCCUUCACUGCCAAAGGGGGGGUCCCUUAAACCCCCCCCCCUCAAUUUGGGGGGGUUGUUUGGGGUUGGUGGGGGGGGGCACAGGAUGCCCCCCAAAAACACCUCACAGCGGUGGGGGGAGGGUGGGGACCCCCCUGUUGGACUCAGCCAA